This is a messenger RNA of Sphaerodactylus townsendi, 7496 nucleotides long. RefSeq names its product transcription factor 4 (gene TCF4). The coding region runs from base 753 to 2612 and encodes 619 amino acids. Gene Ontology annotation, biological process: regulation of transcription by RNA polymerase II. The transcript is spliced from 19 exons. Gene Ontology annotation, cellular component: transcription regulator complex. The record is from RefSeq and is a predicted model, not a curated record. Gene Ontology annotation, molecular function: RNA polymerase II cis-regulatory region sequence-specific DNA binding; DNA-binding transcription factor activity, RNA polymerase II-specific; protein dimerization activity. Lineage: Eukaryota; Metazoa; Chordata; Lepidosauria; Squamata; Sphaerodactylidae.
GGAGCGAGCAACGUGCAGCAGGCUCGGCGGCGGCGGCGGCUUUUUUUCCUCUUUCUAAGCACCGCCGCAUUGCCCGGAUGUGAAUGGAUUACAAUGUUGCAUCUCGCAGGGAAACGUUUUGCUAUCCAUUUCUCCGCGGGGGAGUCAGUGGUGGGGAUGAGGAUGAGGAUGCUGAGGAGGAGGAGAGAGCUGUAAAGUCGGAACAAGUUUAAGACUUUUUUUUGGGGGGGACGUUAAUUUUAAGGGGGGAAAGCAAAAACCAGAAAAGACAGAGGGGGGCAAAUCGCUCUGCCACCGAGAUUUUUUGUUUCUGCAAACUAGUUUAUUUGCAGCCAUGUGUUCGUGACGGGGAAAGUUAUCGGAGCUUCCUUUUGCGUUGCAGUUUUUGCUGUGAUUUCCCCAUCCGUCCUUUUCGGCUGCCUUUUGCAUUUCGCGUUGUUUGGGUGGGAAGGACUUCUUCUUCUUUUUUUUUUUAAUGGCUUAAUGGUGGAUCAUCCCAAACAAAGCAAAACUCCUUUCUCGGUGUAAAACUGAUUUAAAGGUGUGGAAUAUUCUCUGGAGCAAGACUGUGCGCGAGUUUAAAAAAAAAAAGUACUUUUCGGAGGGUUAAACACACGUGAGGCAAAAACAAACAAACAACCCAAGCACCUUUUUUUGCAGAAGAGCUGUGUCAUUUCUUCCCCUAAAAUUCCUUUCCUUGGAAUAUUGUGAACAUAUUUGAGGCCAUUUAAGGUUUGUGUGAUUUUGCUAAAAUGCACCACCAACAGCGAAUGGCUGCCUUAGGGACGGACAAAGAACUCAGUGAUUUACUGGAUUUCAGUGCGAUGUUUUCACCUCCUGUAAGCAGCGGAAAAAAUGGACCAACUUCUUUGGCAAGUGGACAUUUUACUGGCUCAAAUGUAGAAGACAGAACUAGCUCAGGGUCCUGGGGGAAUGGAGGACAUCCUAGCCCAUCCAGGAACUAUGGAGAUGGAACUCCGUAUGAACAUAUGACUAACAGGGACCUUGGAUCACAUGACAAUCUAUCUCCUCCUUUUGUGAAUUCCAGAAUACAAAAUAAAGCAGAAAGGGGCUCCUAUUCAUCAUACGGGAGAGACUCAAACUUACAGGGUUGUCACCAGCAAAGUCUCCUCGGAGGUGACAUGGAAAUGGGCAACCCCGGAGCUCUCUCGCCCACCAAACCUGGCUCUCAGUACUAUCAGUAUUCUAGCAAUAAUCCGCGAAGGAGGCCUCUGCACAGUACCUCUGUGGAAGUACAGACAAAGAAAGUUCGAAAGGUUCCUCCAGGUUUACCAUCUUCAGUUUAUGCCCCUUCUGCAAGCACUGCCGACUACAAUCGAGAUUCACCAGGCUAUCCAUCCUCAAAACCAGCAGCCAGCACUUUUCCUAGUUCCUUCUUCAUGCAAGACGGUCAUCACAGCAGUGAUCCGUGGAGCUCCUCCAGUGGGAUGAAUCAGCCUAGUUAUGGCGGGAUGUUGGGCAAUUCUUCUCAUAUUCCACAAUCCAGUAGCUACUGCAGUCUUCAUCCUCACGACCGCUUGAGCUACCCAUCACACUCCUCAGCAGACAUCAAUUCCAGUCUUCCUCCAAUGUCCACGUUCCACCGCAGUGGCACGUCCCAUUACAACACUUCUUCCUGUACACCACCUGCAAACGGAACAGAUAGCAUCAUGGCAAACAGAGGAAGCGGAGCUGCAGGAAGUUCACAGACAGGCGACGCACUGGGGAAAGCACUUGCAUCUCAAAGCCGGAUCGAAGACCGCUUGGAACGACUGGAUGACGCUAUUCAUGUUCUCCGGAACCAUGCGGUGGGGCCUUCAACUGCCAUGCCUGGUAGUCAUAGCGACAUGCAUGGAUUAAUAGGGCCCUCUCAUAAUGGAGCCAUGGGAGGUCUUGGAUCAGGAUAUGGGACAGGCCUACUUUCAGCCAAUAGGCAUUCGCUAAUGGUUGGGGCUCACCGUGAGGAUGCAGUUGGUCUCCGCGGCAGCCAUUCGCUCGUGCCAAACCAGGUUCCCGUUCCACAGUUGCCAGUGCAGUCUGCUACGUCCCCUGACUUAAACCCACCUCAAGAUCCAUACAGAGGAAUGCCAACUGGACUCCAAGGACAAAGCGUGUCUUCAGGCAGCUCCGAAAUAAAAUCUGAUGAUGAAGGAGACGAAAACCUCCAGGACGCAAAAUCUUCCGACGACAAGAAGUUAGACGACGACAAGAAGGAUAUCAAAUCAAUUACUAGGUCAAGAUCUAGCAAUAAUGACGACGAAGAUCUCACACCAGAGCAAAAGGCAGAACGUGAGAAAGAGCGGAGGAUGGCCAACAAUGCCCGAGAGCGCCUCCGUGUCCGUGACAUCAACGAGGCCUUCAAGGAGCUGGGCCGGAUGGUGCAGCUCCACCUGAAGAGUGACAAGCCACAGACCAAACUCCUGAUCUUACAUCAAGCCGUAGCUGUUAUUCUCAGCUUAGAGCAGCAAGUCAGAGAAAGGAAUCUGAAUCCUAAAGCAGCAUGUCUGAAAAGAAGGGAAGAAGAGAAAGUAUCUUCGGACCCUCCUCCGCUUUCUUUGGCAGGACCCCACCCCGGAAUGGGAGACACAUCUAAUCACAUGGGACAGAUGUAAAAAAAAAAAAAGGUCCAAGUUGCCACAUUUUCUUCAUGUAAACCAGAGACCACUUCCUUAACAGCUGUAUUAUCUUAAACCCGCAUAAACACUUAACCCCCCUUUUUUGUAAUAUAAUAAGACAAGUCUGAGUAGUUACGAAUCACAGACGCACGAGAUUUCAGCAUUCCCGAUUCCGAAACGAAAAGGAAAAGUGCAACUUGAGAGACGCGCCUCUCUUCCAACAUAUCAUUCAGAAUGUUUCGAGCAGUCCGUCAGAUCCUGUAAAAAUGCACAGCCAAGAGACUGAAUGGCAAUCUUCUCCACACUGUGGGACAAUGCAUUUGUGCCUAAACUUCUUUUGGAAAAAAAAAAUAAUUAAUUUGUAAGUCUGAAAAAAAAAUAUUUAAUUUAAAAAAAAAUUGUAAACUUGCAAUAAUGAAAAGUGUACUUCUGAAGAAAAAAAAAUGAACGUUUUUGUUGGUGUACUAGUCCACUAGUGUUUAUACUUACUGGAUAUUAAAAAGGGAAGCGUUGCUGCCCACAUAUUUACAAAACCAGCAAAUGUCCUAAUGAAAACUGAAGUGAUGACAUUAGCCAUUCCUUAGGGUAGGAGGAACAGAUGGAUCUUAUAGACCUAUGACACACACACAUAUAUAUAUAAAUAUAUAUAUAUAUAAAUAUAUAUUAAAAUUAGUGAAUAUGGUAAGCCUUUGUUCAUUGGUUUCAGACUUUUUUGCUCCUGUAAAAAAAAAAAAGGACUGAUUAACUUUUUUAAAGAAAGAUUUUACUGUAAAUAGGGAUUUUUGGUCUUAUUUCUCUCCCGCUCCCUUCCUUUUGUUCUUACUGUAACCUGUAGUGCCAACUCUGUUGCUGGAGGGGCAGAGCAGGAUGAAGCAGUGGCCCUGGUGUUGCUUAUCAUUCAUAAAUAAGUAGAGAGUUGUUUCUUCGGUCUUUUGGGGAGAAUACAGGAACUGACCAGUCACGUCACGUGCAGAGAAACUGCAGACAACCUCGCUGGGAGUUGGUCCAGAUUGUCUCGGGGGCCGGGCUUGCAAGCGUCGCUCUCAUUUAAGACCCCGUUUCUGGGAUUUUUUUUUUCAGAGGUACAAGGUUAGAAUGCUACAAUGUUACCACUGUGCCUUCCAAUGUUUAUAUCAUCAGAAACAUAACAUAAUCCAAGGUGGCUGUGAAUUAACAAACCAGUAGAAGUGUUAACUUAAUGUGUGUAGCCUAUAUACAGUAUGCAGUGAGGCGUUUCAGAAUACGUGGUCAGAUUCGGGAGAGGGAGAAGGGUUUCAAAUGGGGAAAAAUUGCAAGUUGUGUGACAGAUUUUGAUUUUUUUUUUAAAUUGUGGAUUGCUGAAAAGUCGAACCAUUUGCUGCCUACUCCUUCAUUCAUGAAAAAAAAAUGCCAAUCUCAAUCGUCAUGAAGCGUUAGAACAAGCCUUACACGUUCUAAAGCAUUAAGUUGCACUUUCUUGAGGAGGGGGAGUAGAACAGUAUUUCUCUGGCCAGUGUGAAUCAAGUUUUUACUUAACAUAUACAAAGUAGUAGGCAUUGAUCAAACCUAUGGCACAGGUCAACCCAUCCAGAAACUAGCUUUGAAAUACAGGCUCAGCGGAACCAGUAUCCAUAAUAAUUCCUCUAAACAAUCAACUCUGGUGUAUAGAAUAAUUUAACAAAUCGUGCUCCCGGUUAAGCCUUUUGUCAACAUCCGUUUUGUCUCUGAUUCCCGCUUCUAGUUUUUCUUUCUUUCUUUCUUUCUUUUUUUAUAGCCACACAAACUUGGCAUGUAUUUUUAAAUGAAAUCUCCCCGUUUGAGUAGAUUUUUUUUUCCCGCCUAUCAGCACUGAGUAAAUGCCAUAAGUCCAUUGAAAACGGUCUAGACGUUCCAUCUGUUCUCCUGUUUUGCCAGUUACAUAGUAAUGAAAAAAAAAUACAUUUGUAAAUUUUAUGCAACAAAAUGGCAAAUGUAUCAUUAUUUUGAAAUUGUGUAUGUAAAAGUUAUAUUUUUACAUGUAGACUCUUGUUAUUAUGUGUUUUAAUACAUUGUAUCGGUUUUUUUGUUUGUUUUUUUAACUUGUGGUUGAAACAAAAUCUCAAUUUAAAUGAAAUAGUGAGAUACAAGAAUCUGAAUUUUAUGUUUCUGAAAAACAUAAAGAACAAAUAUGAUAGUUUACCAUGUGAACCACCUUCUGCAUAUCCAUAAACAUUUUGAUUAGCUGUGUGUGUGUGUGUGUUGAAAAUUGUAAAUAUGUUCAGUAGCAGUAAACUUAAAUGCUUUUUUAAAAAAAAAAUUGUUAAUAAAUUUCUGAAAUGUGGAGGUGGAUUAAAACCAUUAUGAAUAAAUUCACAACAGGGCAGAGUUCAUGUUAGUUUAAGCGAGAACAAAUGUGUAUUCCACUGCAGAGCCUAUAACUUUCAACAGUCAUUUAGUUAAAAAUGUGUAUUAAUAUUCACAACUGACUAAAGGAUUCUCCCGUUCCCAAACAUAUUAUUAUUUCUUAGCAUUUAAAAACAUCCUAAAAAGUUGUUUGGAAAUUCAGAUUGUGUGCUCACACUAUGAACAAGCCUGGCCAAGUCUACGUCCUCUGCCAUUUAUGUAUGAUAAUGUCAAGAUACUACUUCCAUGGCUGGAAUCAACUGGUUGGUGUAGGUUUUUCAGACUGCGUGGCUGUGGUCUGGUGGUUUUAGCUCCCAGGUUUUGCUCGCUGGUAUCAUUAGAGGCGUCUUACUGUAAAAGGUAAAAAAGAGAGAGAAACACAUCUUACCAUGAUAUGCCACUGAAGAUGCCAACCAUGGGGGUGGACAAAACUUUAGGAGCUAAAACCAUCAGACCACACCUACACAGCCCAGAAAAACCACAACUGCCGAUAAUAUCAAGGCUUCAACAAACCGACUGAAUUGUUAAGGGUUUAAUGUUGCCCAAGAGAUUUUAAAAGAUGACGUUCCGAUACGUGGAAAUCAGAAAACUAUAAUAUGAAGAUAAUUGACAAGGAGUGAAUGCGAAUCCAAGCAAGCACGGAUGUCCUUUAGUAGUCCACCAUCUGGAGAUAACCAAUUCUUUAAAGGUGCCACACUCGAAGAUCAGUCUCACGCAACCAUGGUGAUGAAAGCUUGUGGACAGAGCAUGACUCUAAGUGAUUUUGAUCUUCAUAGAUCCAAGACAAGGCUAUGUAUCCCAUGGUAAUCUUUGUGAGUGUGAAUUGACAAAUGGUUUUUGUUCCAUAGUGGAAUUUAAACUUGAAAACUGACCCAUUGGUUGCGCUGCUGGUUGGUUGGUUGAUUGGUUGGUAGGCUGUCUUGUUUUUUACUGCACGAAUGCAGCAAAGUCAAUUCUGUCUCAGUCAUUAAAGACAGCUCUCCUUUUCAUGCCCAUAUGAUCAGUGGUACUUGUUGCUCUUUAGAAAUGGUGGUGUAUUGACCUUAAUGUUCUAGUCUUGGGUGGUAACGAACAGUGUCAGAAUCUCCUUGGUGGAAAACUAUCCAGUGUUUUAGUGAGUGAUCCACCUCCACAUUCAAGUUAUUUAUGAAUAUGCUCAUUAGGGAAAUCUGUUCAUCUAAAACUUUCUUUUCUUUUCUUUUUACAUUUGUCUUAUGUGUAGCUGCAAGGAACACUAAUGUUUAUACAACUGUCAGUUCUACCAGUAAUGCAACUUUGUACCGAUGCAGUCUUCCGAUUUUGUUUUGUUUGUUGAUUUCAUUUCAGGGGGCGGGAAGGGAGGGCGGAGCGGGGCGGAAUUUGUGAGUUUCAGCUUUUCUCUCUCUGGUGGGCACGGCUCGAUCUGUGCCGAAGAGCGAACAAUGCAGUACCUUGCCAGGAAUGAAGAGAAUUCAUCGGGGAAGGAAAAAGCACAAAUAAAUUAAACUUAGUCCACUAAAUGACUUUGAGGGGGAGGGGGGAAACAGUUGGCAUAAAAAUGGAAUAGGAUGGAUUCCAAUACAGUGGGGCACCAAGACCUUUUCGGCUUCUUGUUUUGUUUUCAUUUCAUUUUUUUAAAGAUAUGCUUUUCUCAUGGGACUUGAAGUUUAUUCACCUUUGUGCAGUGCUGGUUUGACCAUACUCAUUUCAAGUAUUAUAGACUUAUGUAAUGGUGAAAAUAUAUGAACUGUGGCCUUUUUCAUUCUUGUUACUUGUGAUGCAACUAAGUGAAGAUAAGGAAAAAAAGCAGAGAUUUACCAUGUAUCAGUGCCUGGCAUUUUGUUACAAAGCUUCGUUUGUCUAGUGACCUUUUUGCUAUAAAAUAGACUGUAGUACACCCUAGUAGGAUAAAAGAAAACCCUAAAUUUAAAAAUAAAAAAAAUAUAUUUGGCUUAUUUUUCACAGGAGCAAUCCUUUUAUACCAUGAAUAUUGCAAGGGGGGGGAGGGCGGGGGGAUUGUCAGAUUAUGAAUAUUUCUUCUUUGUAGAUUUUUGGAAUCAUUCUGAGUAAAAGUUUGUUACUUUAUUUUACUAUUUAAAAGAUGUUAUUUUACCAUGCGUCACCAAGAUGAAAUUGUACGGUAGCUUCUUGUUAUUUUUUUUUCCCCCUUCUUCUCCUCCUUUAGUUGUAGGUUGCAGCGGGGAAAAAAUUUUGCGACUGUACACAUAGCUGCAACAGUUUAAAAAAAAGAAAAAAGAAAAAAAGGGAAAAAUUACAAAAGGGACAAAAAAGAGGAAAAAAAAGAUUUUAAAAAAAACAGUUACACUUUGUUUUCAACGUGUGGCUGAGUGCCUCAAUUUUUUUCCAUGUUUUUUGGUGUAUUUCUGAUUUGUAGAAGUGUCCAAACAGGUUGUGUGCCGGAGUUCCUUCGAAAAGAACACACAGCUUGGUGUAGGCCAUUACUUGUUUCCCAUCUGUAGUUAUUCGAUGCUGUCAUGUACAUGACCGUUCUGUAGCAAUAAAUGUGCCAUUUUUAUAAAA